AUCUCUUAGCGUCCCUCCCCUUUGAGGUAAAAGGUGAAAACAAACAUGGCAGCCUCCGGUAAAGCAGCCAUAGUGCUGAAAGCGGUAAAGAAAGUCGCCGUCCACUUUUGUCCCUUUGAGGCCAACGUCCGCUCGACUCGGGAAUUUCUUGUCGUGGUGGGCUCGGAGAAGGCUAGAUCCACCAAUUUAAAUUGCGAAGUGAUAUCUGUGGUGAAACACGACAAAUCUGAACCUUUAGUGGAUAUCUCUUAUAUUGACGGUGAGAGGCUGCUGAUGAAAGGCGCCAACCUGACCAGUAAAGAGAUGCUCAGCGCCUUCCAGGCCCGAUGCAACGCCAAGGAUCCCCAAGGCCAAACUGCUGCCAAAUAACAGACAAUAUACAUACUGUGUGUACAUAACUAGAUAUUUAUAUUAAAAAAAAAAGUAUGGUGAUAGUUUUCUUACUUCUCACCGUGUGAGUUGAACCUCAAUGUUUCUUCUUCUGGUGUACGUUGAUCCAUAGACGAGCAUGUUGCAUAACAUGCCUAAAUAAAAAGUGGUGACCUUUAUACACAAAUCCUUUUUUUUUUUUUUUUUACAUGGAGGAGGAAAAAAGUUGACCAAACAAAAAUGAAUACCUUUCACCCAGUCACACCCACAAGUCUCUUUUUGCACUUAAAGUGAGCAUACUUGAUUCACAAUAUCUGUGAAGAAAAAGUGUACUUUUAAUCCUAGUUCAUUUUGGCGGGUAAACAUUGAAAGGAAAAGGCGAUUAAUCCAUCAAAUUCAGAAAUGCUCUUCUUUGUUACAAAUUAUAAAGUGUAUUUUCUGAAAGAAUUUGAACGCAAUUAUUGACGUUUCUUACCGUUUUGAAAAGCUAGCCAAAAAUGCUCAAAGCUUGCUUAAAGAGGUAAAAGCGGGAAUUCACUACUUUCUAGUUUAUAUGGUAGAAAAUACAGGCAUGAAAAUUUCCUUUUGGCGAAAUUCGCCAUUUUGAAGUCAAAAAGGGGACCUACACUGCUGUUCAAAAGUUUGGGUUCACUUUGAAAUUUUUUUUUUGAAAGAAAAGCAGUUUUUUUCAAUGGAAAUAACAUUAAACUAUUCAGAAAAAAAGUAUACAUUAUUAAUGUGGUAAAUGACUAUUCUAGCUGGAAACGUCCGGUUUUAAUUAGGGCUGUCAAAAUUAUCGCGUUAACGGGCGGUAGUUAAUUUUUUAAAUUAAUCACGUUAAAAUAUUUGACGCGAUUAAAGCACAUGCCCCGAUCAGACAGAUUUAAAUGACAGUACAGUUAACUGCCCACUUAUUAAUUGUGUUUUAUGGAGUUUUGCUGCCCUCUGCUGGCGCUUGGGUGCAACUGAUUUUAUAGGCUUCAGCACCCAUGAGCAUUGUGUAAGUUAUUAUUGACAUCCACAAUGGCGGGCUACUAGUUUAUUUUUUGAUUGAAAAUUUUACAAAUUUUAUUAAAACGAAAACAUUAAGAGGGGUUUUAAUAUAAAAUUUCUAUAACUUGUACUAACAUUUAUCUUUUAAGAACUACAAGUCUUUCUAUCCAUGGAUCGCUUUAACAGAAUGUUAAUAAUGUUAAUGCCAUCUUGAUUUAUUGUUAUAAUAAACAAAUACAGUCCUUAUGUACCGCAUGUUGAAUGUAUAUAUCAGUCUUGUGUCUUAUCUUUCCAUUCCAACAAUAAUUUACAGAAAAAUAUGGCAUAUUUUAUAGAUGGUUUGGAUUGCGAUUAAUUGCGAAU
Molecule: messenger RNA, 1725 nt
Organism: Corythoichthys intestinalis (scribbled pipefish)
Lineage: Eukaryota; Metazoa; Chordata; Actinopteri; Syngnathiformes; Syngnathidae
Gene: mrpl53
Product: mitochondrial ribosomal protein L53
Exons: 3
Coding region: 46-369 (107 amino acids)
Cellular component (GO): mitochondrial large ribosomal subunit
Source: RefSeq, a predicted model, not a curated record